This is a messenger RNA of Drosophila subobscura, 789 nucleotides long. RefSeq names its product kxDL motif-containing protein CG10681. NCBI's taxonomy places the organism in Eukaryota, Metazoa, Arthropoda, Insecta, Diptera, Drosophilidae. Gene Ontology annotation, cellular component: BORC complex. Gene Ontology annotation, biological process: lysosome localization. Bases 88 to 738 code for a protein of 216 amino acids. The record is from RefSeq and is a predicted model, not a curated record. The transcript has 2 exons.
CAUAGGAACAUAUGACAUAAACAAAAAAUUAUAAACAAUUUGCAACUGAUAACAAGAAGAGGAGAUAUCUCUGUUUCUAGAGCAAACAUGAGCCACAUUUACAUUCAGGAUCCCAACCAAUCAGACGAUGCAACUCCAGACUUGGAGUCCUACACGGGAUUUGGCAACUCAGCUGCCGAGGCGUUUAUACAAAACUUGGCUGGAAUGGUCAAUCAGGGCGAUGUGGAAACGAUGAUACGUGCUCAGAAGCAAAUGCUGCAACGCUUUGAGAAAACCAAUGAGAUGCUCCUCAAUUGCAAUGCGCUCUCCCAGAGCCGCUUGAAAAACGCCAACGACGACUUCAAGCGUCACGUCAAGUGUCUCAACGAUAUGAAAAAGGAUCUGGACUACAUAUUUCGAAAGAUUAGAGUUAUCAAACAUAAGCUGCAGCAGCAGUAUCCCGCCAUAUACGCAGAUAUACAGCCACAGCGUAGCAGUCUCGCCGAGGAGGCCGAAGACGAGACCGACUCGCGCGUCAAGAAUGCUGUGGAAACGGUGGCACCCGCUGUCAAGGCGCCAACGUCCAGUACUGGCGCAGUGCCCAAGAAAACUGCAGCGACCAUUGAGUAUGUGCAAAUGGAGGAGGCUGUGGACAAUGGCACCGUAGAGAUUGAAAAUGAACUGAUCAAAAGGGUCUGUUCCGUAGAGACUGCGAAUCCCAACGACUCAUCCGAUUGUACAUCGGAGGACACGGGCUAAGCUGUUUAUUUUUAAAUACAAAUUAACUUAAAAUAUAAUCUGAUACUUGUA